CACCAUCCAACUAAAGAGAAAGAGCCUAUCUCAGAUGACCACCAUGGAAUGUUUGAGAACAGGCCGUUAGUGUAUGUGAUGUACAGUCAACUUCAAUUUAGAAAUCCCUCCUUGCCUCUGGCACCAUGGAUGAUGCUGCAGUCCUUAAAAAGAGAGGCUACGUCCUGGGAAUCAAUCUGGGAGAAGGGUCAUAUGCUAAAGUGAAAUCUGCCUACUCCAAUCGACUAAAAUUUAAUGUUGCUGUGAAGAUAAUCAACAAGAAAAAAGCACCUCAUGACUUCCAGGAAAGAUUUCUCCCCAGGGAAAUAGAGAUUUUGGCCAAAGUGAAUCACCGCUCAAUUGUCAAGACCUAUGAGAUUUUUGAGACCUCUGAUGGCAAAGUCUACAUUGUGAUGGAGCUUGGCAUACAAGGAGACUUACUAGAGUUCAUCAAGAGCAGAGGAGCCAUGUCUGAGGAGAUAGCUCACAAGAUGUUUCACCAGCUGUCUUCUGCCAUCAAGUACUGCCACGACUUGGAUUUAGUCCACAGGGAUUUGAAAUGUGAGAAUCUCCUUCUAGACAAAGAUUUUAAUAUCAAACUGUCAGACUUUGGCUUUUCCAGACGACUGACUCGAGAUGAAAAUGACAGGCUUAUUCUCAGUAAAACCUUCUGUGGUUCUGCUGCAUAUGCAGCCCCUGAAGUGUUACAGGGUAUUCCUUAUGAACCUAAGAUUUAUGACAUUUGGAGUCUGGGUGUCAUUCUGUUCAUAAUGGUCUGUGGCUCGAUGCCAUAUGAUGACUCAAACAUUAGCAAAAUGCUAAAGUUUCAGAAAGAACACAGAGUGCACUUUCCCAGGUCUAAAAGCUUGACAGUUGAAUGCAAAGACCUUAUUUACCGCAUGCUGCAGCCAGACGUGGCUCAGAGGUUGCACAUAGAGGAAGUUUUUUAUCACAGGUGGAUGCAGGCACCAAAACCCAGCGUCUCUUCAGCAACUGCAUUUGUAAAAGAAGGAGAGUGUUCUCAAAAACUCAGAGAGCUGAAGUCAGAGCGCAAACCGGAAAUUGAAUCCAGCGGGGAAACUAAGCCUGAGAGACCAGAUUUCAAAACUGAAUGUAAAGCAGCACCCAGAUUGGAGGUGGUACUGGAAGCAGAGGAUGCCAUUCCUGAAGAGCAAGCAGAAGUUAAUGAUCUUGCAGAUCAAAUGCAAAGAACAAGGAUCAACUAUAGUGAUGAUUAAAGGAUAGCAAAGAGUAGUAUUUUAUCUAGCCCCACAAGGAGUAAUUAACAAGACUAUGAAGGGAAGAGUAUGCAAAGGAACCAAAGCAGAAAGAAGUAAAAACAAUUUUAUAGAUUCUUUAUUGAUAAAGACAUAGCUAAACAAUGCACCAAUAGGACACAACAUUCAUAAUAAAAGUAUAAAGAAAGGA
Messenger RNA from Pelodiscus sinensis (Chinese soft-shelled turtle), 1407 nucleotides. RefSeq names its product testis-specific serine/threonine-protein kinase 2-like. Gene Ontology annotation, molecular function: ATP binding; tau-protein kinase activity. Gene Ontology annotation, cellular component: cytoplasm. NCBI's taxonomy places the organism in Eukaryota, Metazoa, Chordata, Testudines, Trionychidae. The record is from RefSeq and is a predicted model, not a curated record. Gene Ontology annotation, biological process: protein phosphorylation; intracellular signal transduction; microtubule cytoskeleton organization.